GCAUUUAAGAGCUCUGGUGCAUUUUACUUAAGACUUGUUGGAACAUCGCUGGAAAUUUACCAAUAUCUUGAACCAUUGUUAAAUGAUUAUCGAAAGUUGAGAAAACGAACAAUCAAUGGUGGAUUCGCAAUUACACACAUGGACGAAUAUGAACUAUUACAUGAAGACAGA
This is a messenger RNA of Scutellospora calospora, 171 nucleotides long. NCBI's taxonomy places the organism in Eukaryota, Fungi, Glomeromycota, Glomeromycetes, Diversisporales, Gigasporaceae. The record is from the annotation of a GenBank genome assembly.